Molecule: messenger RNA, 3229 nt
Organism: Colias croceus (clouded yellow)
Lineage: Eukaryota; Metazoa; Arthropoda; Insecta; Lepidoptera; Pieridae
Gene: C1GalTA
Product: glycoprotein-N-acetylgalactosamine 3-beta-galactosyltransferase 1
Exons: 7
Coding region: 630-1724 (364 amino acids)
Cellular component (GO): membrane
Molecular function (GO): N-acetylgalactosaminide beta-1,3-galactosyltransferase activity
Source: RefSeq, a predicted model, not a curated record
AUUCUUACUCUGAGAUAUAACGUUCGUCAUUACGUCGUAAACUGUCUAUUCAUGGCAUCAGAGUUAGUAUGUACCUAAUGUAAAUAGUCCAAAUCAGGAAAUGCCUAAAGGACUUUAUUACUGGACAAUCAGCUUAAUGUCAGCGCGGUCGGAAAGAUGUGAUAACGCGGAGAUAACGCGCUUGUCCGUGUGACUACACACCAACGAGAUGAGACUUGUUCUGUCAAUAAUUAGAUUACAUUGUGUUUGCUAUCCCGAAAUGUGUAUAGACCUAGAUACAAUCAAACCCAUUAAAUUCCAUUUGGAACAGUUCAAUAGACUGUAGUGCGCCAAACGAAUCAUACACAAUCAAAUGGACAUAAUUAUUGCUAUUUAUCGCCAUAUAAGUUGAAGACUGAUUGUAUUUAAUGUUUAUAAAAUAGUGCAUAAGAUAAAAUUCUCAUAACUUCAUUGUUAUAGUUGUAGCGUUCACAUUUUACUCGGCAAAAUGGUAAAUAAAUUACGUACUCAUACAUUGGAGUUUAGCUACUCGUUGCGUGAACACACGAGGCGCUGAGCCUUUGCUUUAUAAAAAAAAUAUUUAAAAAGAAAUUGGAAUUGUUUAUGGUGCUUUUUAAAUUUGGAACGCAAUGUACGCAACUGUGCAGGCGGAGGGCCGGGUGAUGGGGCGCCGGUUUGUGCUAACUCUGGUGAUCGGGAUAUCGGCUGGCUUUAGUUUUGCCUACAUUCUAUUAACAUCCGCCGGAUUCUCAAGGGACGUAGCUUGGUCGUCGUACAGGGAAUCAGCCCGCGAUCUCGAGCGGCAUCCUAUAGGUAGUGUCAUAGAACAUGGUAGCGAGGAACCAGCCCAUCGAGAUGAAGACCGCACAGUCGCUGAUGAGCUGGCCAAGAAGGUCAAGGUGCUCUGCUGGGUGAUGACGCAACCGAACAACCAUCAGAGAAAGGCGAGACAUGUGAAGGCUACAUGGGGGAAGCGGUGUAAUAAGCUGUUGUUUAUGAGCACGGUUGAGGACGAUUCUCUGCCCACGAUAAAGUUGCCAGUUCACGAAGGACGCGACUACUUAUGGGCGAAAACAAAAGCUGCCUUCCGAUACGUGUACGAACAUCAUCGGAGGGACGCAGAUUGGUUCAUGAAGGCGGAUGAUGAUACGUAUGUGGUGGUAGAAAAUUUACGUUAUAUGCUCUCUGAGUAUGACAGCGCAGAACCAAUAUACUUCGGUUGCAGAUUCAAGCCGUUUACACCGCAGGGCUACAUGAGUGGUGGAGCUGGUUACGUACUAAGUGCGGGGGCACUAGAGAGAUUUGUGACUCGUGGCCUGCCCUCGCCGCACCUCUGCAAGCCCAGUGACCACGGUGCGGAGGACGCUGAGAUGGGUAUAUGCCUAGAACACAUAGGUGUGAAAGCUAUGGACAGUCGAGAUUCGCUACAUCGGGGCAGAUUUUUCCCCUUCGGGCCAAAAGAUCACCUUUUCCCCAACAAAGAUAAGGGUUUCUGGUAUUGGAAGUACAUCUAUUACCCUUCUGAUGAGGGCCUAGACUGCUGUUCUGACCACGCAGUAUCAUUCCACUACGUAGAACCCGAGCAAAUGUAUGUGCUAGAUUACCUUAUAUACCAUUUGAGGCCCUACGGAGUAAGCUAUGGGGCAACCGGGGGCAUUAGGGGCAACGAGGGCAACUCUAGGGCAACAUUUGGGGCAAUAGAGGGCAAUACCACAAGCACGUGAACAUUCCAGAACUAGUCGUGGGGUUAAGUGCAUUUAUUAAAGUGGUAUGAAAAAGAGGAAUUUGGUUGGAAAGCGAUGGGUGAAAGAUCAAGAUAAUCCAUGAUUAAAAUAUGUUUGUUGUCUAAUUACCGAUUUUUCAAUUGUUGGUUAAAAUUUAUCCGUCCAAUAAAGUAUUACACGAACAUUUUAAAAUGUCACCUGUAUAGUUGUAUACUGUCACAUACGGACAAAUAUAAUAUAUUUUUGAAAUGGUAGUUUAAUACGUUAUUCGAUGAAUAAGUUUUAACCAAGGAUUGAAAAAUCAGCCCUAAGAGUUAUAUUGCUUGGAUCUAGGUUUGAAUUCGUUGGAUUAAAAAUACCAAAGAUAGGAUUUUUUUAAUGAAUGCUAAGUGUUGAGAGGAUUCAGGUUGGAUCUAGGUGAAGACUAAUAAAAUAUAUUGAUCUAAUACAACUUCUUAUAAAGAAUUUUUUUAAAAAAUAUUUUUUUUUUUACAAUACGUAAUCUUAAAUUUUGCAUAGCCACGUAGACUUUGGGGGGGUUUAAUGUUGUUAAUAAAAUGCCUUCAAAAUAAUAUUGGCAUACGAAAGUAGGCUUGAAAAAAUAUAAUAUUUGCUAAAGUACUAGAUAAGCUAGUAGCUUGAACUUUAUUAAUAACGAAGAUUUUAAAAAAACGUCAGAAACUUCACAUAUUAGUAAAAAAAAAAUAUAUAUCAAGCUCUUGAUUUUCCAAACCGUAACAUAAUUUUAUGUACCUUUGAAGGAAAAUAAUUAAUAUGUCUCUUUUCUUACAAGUCGUAUAAGCAUUUUAUUUUGAGUCAAUUUUAUAUUUUCAAAAUUAUAACAAUCCUAAAUAGAAUUUACCUAUCCUGUAAAAGUUGAAAAAUGGCAACACAUUGAAUGAUUGUAUAAUGUUCCAUUCAUAAUCUAUUUAAUGUGAUAAUAAUAUACUACAUUUUAUUUAUCUUCCGAAGUUUACUUUGGAAAAGCUAAAUCUUGCCAAUCUUUGUAUAAGUUGAUAUACAUAUUAUAUAAAUCAAAAUAUUAUUUUUUUAUAUCAUGUACGAAUAUAUAAUUUGUCUGUAUAUAUGUCGCAGUCAACUAGCUUAAUUAAUUAAAAACAAGGCCUGAUUGAAAUUCAGUCAAUCGAUGAAAGAGCUAGGCAAAUAAUUUGGAACUACAUUAACUACUUGGCUGUGUCAUAUACGUAAUACAUAUUGUGUGAUAUGUAUAAUAUUUAUUUUAGGCAUUUUUCCCAAUUAUUUUAUCAGGGUCAUUAUAAAAGAUAUUAUUUAAAAGACAAAAUAAUACUCACGUCAUAAUAAAUGUUUAUUUAACGAUAUUAAAAAUGAUUAUAUAUCACGAUUUAAUUUGUCACUAAAAUGAGGGUAUUCAUUGAAAAUUGUGAUUGUGUAACAAAUUGCAGAUAUUUAUACCACAAAUUAAUUGAUUAGGUAUUAGUAAAUAAGUUAUUUAAGACUAGUCUAAGGGCGUAUACAGAAAGAAA